CCCAGCAAGUCCACAUGUCACCUUCCAGGAAACACUCAGAGGUGGUGGCAGCAGCCACUUUCUCCUCAUUGAGUCCCAGAGAUCCCAGAGAUCCCACCACCAUUUCUCCAUCCUAGAAAAAGACAUCAAUGCCACGGUCCUCAAGGAACCCUAGGGACCCAUGUAUUCUGUCUGAAGAUAUGGCUUACAAUACCAGGCCCAGGAGGGGCAAUCAGCGAAGCCGGAAUCCCUGCAGGGUGGCCGAGGAGUCCACAGCACGAAGGAAUGAUGGCUUCCUGUUGCCUGCCCAUGUCGACACCCCAGCUGUCAGCCUGACACACUCUGUGCUGGGAUAUGUGUCCUGGUUCACCUGCCUGGCCUGCUUCCUGAGAACCCAAGCCCAGCAAGUCCUGUUCAAUACCUGCAGAUGCAAGCUGCUCUGCCAGAAGCUUGUGGAGAAAACAGUCAUUCUGGUCCUCUGUGCCUUUGGAUUCUGGUUGUUUUCUAUGCACAUACCAUCAAAAAUGGAAAUCUGGCAGGAUAACAGCAUAAAUAGUCCACUGCAGAGCUUGAGGUUGUACCAAGAGAAGGUACGACACCACACUGGGGAAAUCCAGGACCUCCGAGGUAGUGUGAACCAGCUCAUUGCCAAACUCAAGGAGAUGGAAGCCAUGUCAGAUGAGCAAAAAAUGGCCCAGAAGAUAAUGAAGAUGAUACAAGGCGACUACAUUGAAAAGCCAGACUUUGCCCUGAAGUCUAUAGGUGCCACCAUCGACUUCGAACACACAUCAGCUACAUACAACCACGACAAGGCUCGCUCCUACUGGAACUGGAUCCGGCUGUGGAACUACGCGCAGCCCCCAGAUGUGAUCCUUGAGCCCAACAUGACACCGGGCAACUGCUGGGCCUUCGUAGGUGACCGUGGCCAGGUGACCAUCCGACUGGCCCAGAAGGUCUACCUGUCCAACCUCACGCUGCAGCACAUCCCCAAGACCAUCUCCCUGUCGGGCAGCCUGGACACUGCCCCCAAGGACUUCAUCAUCUACGGCAUGGAGAGCUCCCCCGGGGAGGAGGUGUUCCUCGGGGCAUUCCAGUUCCAGCCAGAAAACACUAUCCAGAUGUUCCCACUCCAGGUACCUGAGUGCCUGCUGUGCCCCCUCUGGGACCCACUCAUCCCCUACGGCCUGGGAGAACCACCAGCCACGGGCCUUUGGUGCGGUCAAAGUGAAGAUCUCCAGCAACUGGGGGAACCCACGCUUCACCUGCCUAUACCGCGUGCGUGUGCAUGGCUCUGUGGCCCCGCCCACCCAGAACCCUGCCCUAAAAGAGUAAAGUUUAUUCUUUAGCCCA
Molecule: messenger RNA, 1329 nt
Organism: Heterocephalus glaber (naked mole-rat)
Lineage: Eukaryota; Metazoa; Chordata; Mammalia; Rodentia; Bathyergidae
Gene: Sun5
Product: Sad1 and UNC84 domain containing 5
Cellular component (GO): meiotic nuclear membrane microtubule tethering complex; nuclear envelope
Molecular function (GO): protein-membrane adaptor activity
Source: RefSeq, a predicted model, not a curated record